Messenger RNA from Condylostylus longicornis, 1363 nucleotides. Its product is annotated as dnaJ homolog subfamily C member 25 homolog. The coding region runs from base 83 to 1099 and encodes 338 amino acids. Gene Ontology annotation, biological process: protein folding. NCBI's taxonomy places the organism in Eukaryota, Metazoa, Arthropoda, Insecta, Diptera, Dolichopodidae. The record is from RefSeq and is a predicted model, not a curated record. The transcript has 3 exons. Gene Ontology annotation, cellular component: endoplasmic reticulum membrane.
CCUUUUUUUUGGCCGGUUUAUUAGAAUUUAGAAUAUUUUGAUUUUUUUACGUGGCACUAAUACGCUUUUUUUUCUAUAUAAAAUGUUAAAAAAUAAAUUAAAUAAUAGCUUCACUAUAUUUAUAUUAAUAUUUAAUUUUAUAAUGCCAACUUUUGCACUAUUUGAUAGCAUAUACUGUGGAAAGGAAAAUUGCUACGAUAUUCUUGGAGUAACAAGGGAUUCCACAAAACAAGAAAUAGCGAAGGCUUAUCGCCUGCUAGCUCGAAAGUAUCAUCCGGAUUUGCAUCAAGGUGUAGAAGCAAAGAAAGUUGCUGAGGAACAGUUUAAAUUGAUAGCAACAGCUUAUGAAAUCUUGAAAGAUGAGGGUUCGAAAGCUGAUUAUGAUAAUAUGCUCGAUAAUCCCGAGGAAUACUAUGCUCAUUAUUAUAGAUAUUAUCGCAGAAGAAUAGCACCGCAGAUUGAUGUAAGACUUGUCGUAAUAGUUAGCAUUAGCAUAAUUUCUAUAAUUCAGUACUAUUCUGGUUGGCAAAGAUACGAAUCGGCAAUAAAGCAUUUUACAACAGUCCCUAAAUACAGAAAUAAAGCAAUGGAAAUGGCACAAGAUGAAAUUAGUCAGAGAAUUAAUAAAAAAGGAAGAAAUAAACUAUCAAAAACUGAGCAAAAGGAAGAAUUAGAAAAAAUUAUUCGGAAAGUUAUUGAAGACAAAAUGGAUAUUAAAGGUGCUUAUGCUAAACCGUCAAUUCUAGAUAUACUUUGGAUUCAAUUAAUUAUUUUGCCCUAUACUGUACUUAAGUACAUAGCGUGGUAUAUAAGUUGGAUUUGGAAAUUCAACAUUUUAAAGCGGCCAUAUGAAGAAGAACAAAAGCUAUAUUUGAUUAGAAAAAAUAUGGGAAUGGGAGAGCACCAAUUUAACGCAUUAGAUGAAAGUGAAAUAAAACAUUAUUUGAAGUUAAAACUGUGGGAAAAAGAGCCGUUUGAUGAAUGGCAUAAAGAACAAGAAGAGGAAGUGAAAAAAUCUUUAGCAGAAAAUCCAAGAUAUAAAUCUUAUAGAAGAUACUUAAAAAAUCAUGGAAUUCCAAGAAUGACAUUUGAAGAAUAAAAAUUGCUUUUUAAUGCUAUAAGUGUUUUCGAUAUACCUAUUAAUUAUUUGAAGUUGGCUUUAAGCGGAUAAGCGAUCUCUUUCGAGCUUAAUUUAAGCAAAAGUAAGCAUUUACAUAUAUUCUUUUUGGAAAAGAUUUUCAAAGACUUUUCUAUGACAACUUAACAAAAAUUUGUUAAUUAUUUGCGUACAAGUUUUGUAUAAAUCUUACACUUAAAUAUUUUCGAAAUUAUGUGAAAGAUUGAAUAAAUUUUUUUUUUUUGU